UCUUGGGGGAGGGGUAUCAGUGAUGGGGGGGCAGGAUUCCCCUGCCCCUCAUGUGCCCCCUGCGGUAAAGGGAGAGGUAUCAGGAUCCCCUGCCCCUUAGGGGGGCACCUGCAGUAAAGGGAGAGGUAUCAGGGUCUCCCCCCUCAGGUGCUCCCUGCAUUAAAGGGAGAGGUAUCAGGAUCCCCUGCCCCUUAGGGGGCACCUGCAGUAAAGGGAGAGGUAUCAGGAUCCACCCCCUGCAUUAAAGGGAGAGGUAUCAGGAUCCCCUGCCCCUUAGGGAUCACCUGCAUUAAAGGGAGAGGUAUCAGGAUCCCCUGCCCCUUAGAGGGCAUCUGCAGUAAAGGGAGCAGUAUCAGGGUGCCCCCUGUAUUAAGGGGAGAGGUAUCAGGAUCCCCUGCCCCUUAGCGGGGCACCUGCAAUAAAGGGAGAGGUAUCAGGGUCUCCCCCCUCAGGUGCUCCCUGCAUUAAGGGGAGAGGUAUCAGGAGCCCCUGCUCCUCAGGUGGGCACCUGUUUUUCCAUCUGCCUCAGCCCAGACACCCCCCCACACACACACACACAGUCACACCAACUCUAUGCAAACUGGGGGUGGGUUUAAAGUUGUGCCUGAAGCCACGGCAAGUGCAGCCUUGCAGCUCCUGUGCCCGGUCUUGGGUCCAGGCCCUUCUAACGCUCUCCCCUGUCGUUUCAGCCUAGCCGCCAUGGACGCCUUGUACAGCCGCGGAGUCCUGUUUGCCGAGAUGCUGCAGACCGGGCCGCCCUGGCUGGAGCGGUUCUGGCUUUCGAUGACCUUCCUGGCCGAUCCCAAAUGUAUCUUCGUCGUCUUCUUCCCCCUGGCUUAUUUUCUGGACCGGAAGGUUGGGGUGGCAGUGCUGUGGAUCGGUUUAGUCUCCGAGUGGCUCAAUGUAGUGGCUAAAUGGAUCUUGUUUGGUGAACGGCCAUUCUGGUGGGUCUAUGAAUCUGGAUUCUCCAGCAAGGAAAAAGUCCUGCUUCGCCAGUUCCCUGUCUCCUGUGAAACAGGGCCAGGUAGCCCCUCUGGCCAUUGCAUGAUCACAGGGGCAGCCUUGUGGCCUAUCGUCACUGCUCUCACGGCGUUGGCAUCCCGACACUCCACUAGCCGGCUGGUGAAGCUAACCCCCUUCCUGGCCUACUUUCUCCUCCUGCUGGCUGUGGGGCUCUCGCGCAUCUUCAUCCUGGCGCACUUCCCCCACCAGGUGCUGGGUGGCAUUGUGGCUGGAGCCGCCUUGGGCUGGAUGCUGGAGGCCUGCGUCCCAGCAGAGAGGAAGCUGAGUUUCUACCUUGCCACUUCGCUGGCCCUGCUGCUGAGUGCCAUUGGGCUGUACUGGAGCAUGGUCGCUCUUGGCGUGGACAUCGACUGGUCAAUUCACCUGGCCACUAAGUGGUGCCUGAACCCGGAGUGGAUCCACAUAGAGACGAGGCCCUUCUCGUCGCUGUGCCGAGACACAGCCUCUGUCGUGGGCCUGGGCCUGGCCACCCACUCCUCCUUCUACACCCAGCUGAGGCACGAGAGACCCGGCUGGAAGCAGCAAGCCAUGGGCGCUGGCCUGGCCCUCGCUGCCCUUCAGGGCCUGAACGAUGUGGUGCAGCCAGAGAACAUCGUCCUGUGGUACAGCCUGAACUUUCUGAAAUACGCCAGCUUCCCGUGGGUGGUGGUGGCACUUGUUCCGUGGCUGGUCCGGUUGCUCCCUCUCACGCAGAGCCGGCCACACUCCAAGUAGCACGUCCAGUGCAUCAGUGAGCCAGACAGAUGGCAGGUCACUCACCCUAGGGGGAGUGGCUGGAACUGCCCGCAUAUCCCUAAACUAAAUCUCCUAGCAAGUGGCAGCAUCUGUCCUCCCAGCUUCCAACGUCACUAGAUGCAACACAGGCCAAAUUCUGUUCUCCUGUCUGCUGGUCCAGCCCCCUACGUGUCAGUGCAUGAGAGCAGCUGGCUCUGGGCUAGAGGAGGAUUGCACUGGCUAGAACGCCUUGCUGGAAAGCAGUUAUUUAGCCCUGCUUUGGCUAACGCAGGUUCUCCUCUGGCUUAGACAGGGGGCCUCACGCUAGAAGGAUCCAAAUAAACCAGUGUCUUGGAUCUGUCCCCUUGAGCAUUAGCACCAAGGAGGUUUAGCUGUGCUGGGAGCAAGGGCUCUGGGGUAAGCUCCAAACACAAGACAAGGUGUUGCAAGGUGGGCUGUUUGGAGGACCAGCUGGCCCCGUGUGGCUCCAACAUUGGUAGCUUCCUGUCUGGACUGCAGAGAAACUGUUCGGGCUGGUACUGAAGACCUUGUCCUGGGCAUCACGCCAUCCCAAUGCUUGGGACAGUUGUGUGUGGAUGCUGUGGAUGCAUCUGCACUAGAAAAUGCGGUACUCUAUUCUCCAGCUGCACAGCUACUACUAUAGGCUCAGAGAAAUGUGGGGCUGGAAGGGACCUCAAGAGGUCAUCUAGGCCAGUAUUUCUCAACCUUUUUGAUACCAGGGACCAUCUUGUUGCCUUCCUAAAGGCAUGGAGCUCUCAGGGACCGGGCAUUGAGAAACACUGAUUCUAGUCCAGCCAGCUGUGCUCAGAGAGGACCAAAUACAUCUAGACCAUCUCUGACAGAAGUUUGUCCAACCUGUUCUUAAAAACCUCCAGUGACGGGUGCCCCACAACCUCCCUUGGAAGCCUGUUCCAGAGCUUCACUACCCUGGGAGUUAGAAAGCUUUGCCUAAUAUCUAACCAUCUCCCCGGCUGCAGAUCAAGCCCAUCUCUUCUUUUCCUAUCUUCAGUGGACAUGGAGAACAAUGGAUCCCCGUCCUCUUUGUAACAGGCCUUAACAUAUUUGAAGA
Gopherus evgoodei (Goodes thornscrub tortoise) is the source of this 2827-nucleotide messenger RNA. RefSeq names its product glucose-6-phosphatase catalytic subunit 3 (gene G6PC3). Gene Ontology annotation, cellular component: membrane. Bases 574 to 1737 code for a protein of 387 amino acids. Gene Ontology annotation, biological process: gluconeogenesis; glucose 6-phosphate metabolic process. Lineage: Eukaryota; Metazoa; Chordata; Testudines; Testudinidae. The transcript is spliced from 6 exons. The record is from RefSeq and is a predicted model, not a curated record. Gene Ontology annotation, molecular function: glucose-6-phosphatase activity.